AAACAUUGCGCGCACGCGUACUUUAGGGUUCCGAAGACUAGUCUUCCUGUGCGGAGGUGAAACGUUGCUUUACCGCUAAAUUGAAAACGGAAAAGAAAAACACGUAUUCUGUCAGCACAAGGCCAGUAGGGUUCUGCCACCAUGGCAUCAGACUCUGGCACUCAGAGUCCGGGCUCUGGGAUUAUGACUUUCCACCCCUCCAAGGAUGAGUUCAAGAAUUUCAGCCGAUAUAUUGCCUAUAUGGAGUCACAAGGAGCUCACAAAGCUGGGAUGGCAAAGGUCGUGCCUCCUAAAGACUGGAAGCCGAGGCGUUCCUAUGACGACAUCGACGACCUGGUGAUCCCGGCCCCCAUUCAGCAGGUGGUGACCGGUCAGUCAGGCCUCUUCACCCAGUACAACAUUCAGAAGAAGCCCAUGACCGUGCGCGAGUUUCGCAAGACCGCCAACACAGACAAAUUCUGCCAUCCGCGAUAUGUGGAUUUCGAGGAGUUGGAGAGAAAGUACUGGAAGAACCUCACUUUCAAUCCACCGCUGUAUGGGGCAGAUGUGAAUGGGACUCUCUAUGAUUCUGACGUGACCGAUUGGAACAUCGGACGCCUGAACACCAUCCUGGACACAGUGGAACGGGAGAGUGGGAUCAAGAUCAAAGGGGUCAACACUCCUUACCUCUACUUCGGAAUGUGGAAAACCACUUUCGCCUGGCACACUGAAGACAUGGAUCUCUACAGCAUAAAUUACCUGCACUUCGGGGAGCCUAAGUCCUGGUAUUGUGUACCCCCGGAGCAUGGGAAACGUUUGGAACGCCUGGCCAAAGGUUUUUUUCCUGGAAGUGCUCAGAGCUGCGAAGCCUUCCUCCGACACAAGAUGACGUUAAUCUCCCCGUCCAUCCUGAAGAAGUAUGGCAUUCCGUUUGAAAAGAUCACUCAGGAAGCUGGCCAGUUCAUUGUGACAUUCCCCUAUGCGUAUCACGCUGGCUUCAACCACGGCUUCAACUGCGCCGAGUCCACCAACUUCGCCACUCAGCGCUGGAUUGAGUACGGAAAGCAAGCAACCCUGUGCACCUGCAGAAAGGACAUGGUGAAGAUCUCCAUGGACGUGUUCGUGCGCAAGUUCCAGCCCGACCGCUACAAGCAGUGGAAGGCGGGGAAGGACACCGCGUCCAUCGACCACUCCAAGCCCACGCCUGAGGCGGCCGAGUUCCUGAAGGAGGAGGGCCAGGUCAGCUCCCAGGGGGCGCCCAACGGCGAGGAAGGCGGCGAGCUCGGCUCCGACACCGAGGGAGAGAAAAGCCCUUCCAAACAGAGGCUUGGAACAAAGAGACCCCGGCCUUGUAUGGAUGUUCCAGAGGAGGUGGCCCCCAAGGUGGAGAAGGAGGAGAAGGAUGAGGAGGAGGCAGAGGAGGAUGAGGUGGAGGAGAAAAAGGCCAGGCUGACCCAGCCAGAGCAGGCCAGUAAGGAACCAGGCCCGAUGGACACAGAUGCUUCCCAGGUACCACAAGCAAAGCAGGAGAACGAGGGUGAGGGGCAGGCUCACCCGGACAACAAUGCCCCCACCGGCCACGGGGACGCCAGUAAUGCCACAAAGGGAGAGGGAAGGAUGGAGCCCCCUCCCCCCCGUCCGCCCCCCAGCCCCAGCCCGGCCCACACGCUGUUCCAGAGGACGCUGAGCCCCGCCGAGGCCCUGCACGAGGCCCUGCACGUCCACAGCUACGCCAAAGGGGACUACUGCGAGGCCGAGGCCCCGUCCCGGGAGGAAGACGCCCCGGCAGGGCCGCAGAACAACGCCAAGCAGGGGGCAGGAGAGGACACGAAGAGCGGGAACCUGAAGAGUGAGCUCGCUAAGCUGCCCCGACUUCACCCCUUGAUAAAGGACUGCUUCAGUGACGAGGAGCUCCAGGAGCAGGCUUCUGCAGAGGAGGAGGGUUUGGAGGGAGAAACCUGGGCCAAGCCCCUCACCCACCUCUGGCAGAGCAGGCCUCACAACCUGGAGAAGGAGAAGGACUACAACCACAGGAUGGGUCUGCGAGCCCCCUACUGCGCUGUCUGCAUGCUGUUCCAGGCCUACCAGCAGUCCGAGUGUCCCGACAGUGCCCAGAGUCCUGUCGAACCCACCAGAGGUCAACUCAGGACCAAGCCUCUGAUCCCGGAGAUGUGCUUCACCGCCACAGAGGACAACUCCGAGGUGCAGUUCUCUGCCCCCUACCUGGAAGACGACGGCACCAGCCUGCUGGUCAGCUGUUCACAGUGCAGCGUGCGGGUGCAUACCAGCUGUUAUGGUGUGGCCCCAGACAGGGUGUCUGAAGACUGGAUGUGUGCUCGCUGCAAGGCCAACGCCAUGACUGAGAACUGCUGUUUGUGUACUCUGAGGGGAGGCGCCCUUCACCGAGCCAACAAUGACAAAUGGGUGCACGUUCUGUGCGCUGUGGCAGUGCUGGAGGCCCGUUUUGUGAACAUCACUGAACGCAGUCCAGUGGAUCUCAGCGGGAUACCCUUACAGAGGUUUAAACUGAAGUGCUACUACUGUAAGAAGCGGACGAAGAAGACAUCCGGCUGCUGUGUGCAGUGCUCCCACGGGCGCUGCCCGACGGCCUACCACCCCACCUGCGCCCAGGCGGCCGGUGUCCUCAUGCACCCGGACGACUGGCCCUUCGUCGUCUACGUCACCUGCUGCCGGCACAAGGGUCCCAUCCACACCGAGCGCAACAAGGCUGCCAUGCGGGAACUGGCAGUGGGCCAGAGGGUGAUCUGCAAGCACAAAAACGGCCGCUACUAUCAGUGCGAGGUGGUGCAGCUGACCAAAGAGACCUUCUACGAGGUCAACUUUGACGACGGCUCGUUCAGCGACAACCUCUUCCCGGAGGACAUUGUGAAUCGGGACUGUGCACAGCUGGGGCCCCCUCCGCAUGGAGAGGUUGUGCAAGUCCGCUGGACAGACGGCUUGGUGUACGGAGCCAAAUUUGUGGCGGCUCACAUCAUCCAGAUGUAUCAGGUUGAGUUUGAAGAUGGGUCUCAGCUAACCGCCAAGAGAGAUGACGUCUACACUCUGGAUGAGGAGCUUCCAAAGAGAGUAAAGUCACGGCUGUCUGCGGCUUCAGACAUGCGCUUUGAUGGGAUCUUCACCGGGAAGGAAGUCAUACAGGAGUCCAAGAGGCAGCGGGUGAUUAACUCACGGUACAGGGGGGACUACAUCGAGCCUGUGAUCUACAGAGCCAUCAUGGAGUAAUUGACCAAAAAUCACCCCCCCCCCCCAGAGACCCACCAGCACUGACGUUCAGGAUAUGUACCCCUUAAACCUUAAUUUAUUCGAGUGCAGCUUUUUUGGACAGAUCCUGUCUCCAGAAGUCUUUCAGUCCGGCAUAUUUUUUCAAAAUGUUCGACAGGAUAAUACUACAGGUACAGAGUUGAGUAGUACCUAAAUGGCUGGCUACAGCUCAAGCUGAAAUUGGGAAGUCAGCUGCUGAAUCCUAGUUUUUAAAGUUUUGUGGGGAAUCUUGCCAUAUGCAACAGGGUUUUCUGUUAAAGGAUCAGAGCUAGAGAAAAUUUCAGAUCCAAUUUUCAGAAAAUGUUACCUGUUGGUUUUAUUUAUUUUCCACAGCAUUGGGGUUUUGCUUCUGCCAGCAUUUGGUGAAAAGAAUAUGCCAUUUUAUUUGAAUGACUUUUAAGCUUUUAACUCCAGAUAUAUCCUAUGGACAGUUGGCUCCAUUUCUAAAGCUAGUAUACUCGUAGGAUGUACGUAUUACAUAGCAUUACAUUUCUCAGUUUUUAAUGCCUUAUGUAUUAUAAGGCACUUUGAAAGAAAUAACCUUGCAAUACAUUCAUUAAUCAAUAUCUUUAAAUAUGACUUCUAAAAUUGUAGCUCUUUUGUUAACGCAGGUAGCAAAUGCUUCAGAACUGAUAAUGCACAAAAAUGUCCGUUUUUAAUUCUGAUGAUCAGUUGAUGAAAGCCUAGCCUUAAAUUCCAAGGGCUCCUCAUCUUGCCACUGGGUUCAGUGUUCCAUUUGGUCUAUAUUUAAGUCCAAGAAUUUGAAAAAAGGAAAACAAAAGAAAAACGUUUUAAAGUUUCUUGUUGUAGUUUUAAUCUUGGUGAAGAAAGAACCUGUAUAUACAUAUAUUUAUAUAUUUGUUAUCUGAAUAAGUCGUUUUGAAAUUCAUGAAUUUUGAAUUCUGAAGCUCUACUUAUCUGAAUUUUGUGUUGGUGUGGCCCAUGUUUAUCAUUUUUAAAAAUGCACUUCCAAGAGGAACAGAUUCAAGCCUGGCAGUCUUACCGAAUUAUAUGUAAAAGGCCUUGUAAUACAGAUUAAAUGAAACUUGGCAGUAGCCCAUCUCUGCAUACAGUAGGUAAAUUUAAAAGAGAGGACAUAUUUAACAUUGAGACGGAACACUGGGCGAAACCUAGAAGUGUAAUGUGUUUUUUGUUUGUUUUUGUUUUUGCUAAAAAGCCUUUUGUUUAUUAUUCUAUUCUGUGUGCUAAAUUGUAUUUUAAUAGAAUAUAUGUAGUUUAUUUAAACUGUGUACCUAUAUGGCUACAUGUUGUGUCACUUGUCCUUGACCAUUUACUCAAAGUGGUUGCCUGCCAUUUUUAAAACCGCUGUUGUUUUUGUUUUUUCUUCAGUGCUCGACACCACUUAGCCAAGCAUAUCAGUUCAUUUUAUAAGCACCGUUCAUAUAUUAUUUGCGUCAGUAAAGGAUUCAGGAAGGCGCAUUCUA
Messenger RNA from Conger conger (European conger), 4706 nucleotides. RefSeq names its product lysine (K)-specific demethylase 4A, genome duplicate a (gene kdm4aa). NCBI's taxonomy places the organism in Eukaryota, Metazoa, Chordata, Actinopteri, Anguilliformes, Congridae. The transcript has 23 exons. Gene Ontology annotation, biological process: chromatin remodeling. Gene Ontology annotation, cellular component: nucleus. Gene Ontology annotation, molecular function: histone H3K36 demethylase activity; histone H3K9 demethylase activity. The coding region runs from base 142 to 3222 and encodes 1026 amino acids. The record is from RefSeq and is a predicted model, not a curated record.